Molecule: messenger RNA, 15952 nt
Organism: Porites evermanni
Lineage: Eukaryota; Metazoa; Cnidaria; Anthozoa; Scleractinia; Poritidae
Source: the annotation of a GenBank genome assembly
CGUUUAUUGUGGAACAAGAUAUGAGAAAUGGCUGGCGAAGCAGAGAUGACCAACUUUGCGAACGAUACAGAUCGUCUUAUUCAGCAUAAUGAGGAACACAGCUGGGAACAACAGGUUAGGACCAACGGAAGCCAUCAGAUCGAAAGUUUAAUUUGCGUACGCUCCUUUUAAGCUUUUCCCUCUAAUUCAACCACUGUAGUUAAACAAUUUGUCUAUUGUUUGUGUAACUUGAUCCUAAUCAGCACGGUUAGAUUCGUUUUCAUUUAGGGUUAACGUAUACGUAAAUGAGCUUAAAUUAGCUAAACACAUAGCCGCACAACAUCAUUUUGAUAGUGAUUUGCCUAGUGAAUACUAGCGUACUGAAUGACUCAGGAAAACAGGAAAAGGGAAUUUUGGCAGUUAGAGCUGAAUUUCUGGAGGCAAAUAAACAGUUGUCGACAUAGGCUACAUUUCGCAUGCUUGUUUGCACAUAACUACCAUGAAAAAGUUCUCGUUAGUAUGUAUGAUUAGUCUUUGCACUCGGUUUGUAGAAUAUAAAAGAGACUUUAUGGCAAAUUAUUAAAUUAAUGCAAAUUAUUAUGCUAAUUUGUAGAAACUAUAGAAAUCAAAUCUUAGCAUUAUUUAUUCAUUUUGCCUUGAGAAGGUGUCAUGAUGAUACCGAAACGUCAGCUUUUAACGUUAAUAUUCGCUUGCUUAUAUUUGUAGAGUAAAUUUAUUGCAAAUUUUGCAUUUAUAUAUACACCCCAUAAUGUUUAAUAACUUUUCAGCAAUUCUAACUGGCAAAGGACAGGUACACGUAAGAUGUAUUAUGUAGCUAAAAGUUUCCCCUACAGAGCUUGUUCAACACUAGAAUGAGCUCAAUAUUUUUAGCAGUAAACAUCUUUGAAUGUGAUUUUCAAUGGUCAUUGUGCCGUUUUCAAAAUACAGUUGAACCUCCUGUAAGUGACUACCCAAAAUGCAAAGACCUACCUGGGCUACAUGUAGUGGUAGCUCACACGAGACGUUCCUUUACAAAAAUCAAACCACAUGAGGUCUCUUGCCAGGUUGCAAACACAGCUGUCGUUCUUCCCUCCUUGCCUCUGAGGAUGUUUUAUGGGAGAGAUGUCUGCACCUCGAGGAGAGUAAUGCCAUACUGAUGACACAUACAUCGUCUGUAGAUUGGCUCAUUUCUCAAGCACAUUGUUGAAAGAGCAAAUGCUUACCUCUGUUAAAAACGCUAACAAUGCUGGUCAGAUCAAUGCAAAACUGAUAGAUUUUAGCAAAAUUUGCCCAAAACAUUCCAUCGCAACGAGCUGUUUUUUACGGAUUGUUUCUCGGCAAAGUUUGCCCUGAAAUGUCCGGCAAGAUCAGCCGAUUUUUCUGCCAAUUAACAAAAAGCCGAAAAUCCCGUAAAAUUUGACUUUUUUCUGUGACCUAUUAGAAGCCCUGCAUAAAUGCCAUGGGUGGAUUUAAGGGCCGGGGUCAGCCAAGUGGACUGGGCCAUGCCUUUUUCUGUGAAAUUUAGUAGUAUUUUUAAAGAAUUCUCAGUAUAAUAAAUAAUAAAUAAUAAUAAUUUAUAAAGCGCUAUUCAGCUACUCUUUCAUAGGGCUUUACAAUGAUUAUGUUAACAUAGAACCUAAAAGCUAAGAAUUAAAAUAAAAUACCAAGGUAAAUUAGUUACAAAGCUUAAAAAUAAUUAUGUAUACAUUUUACAAGAAAUGAAAGUUAAAAAUCUAAAAUCUAAAAAUACUACGAUACAAUUACAGAUAAUGAAAGAAAUAAAAAGUGUGUAAUAAAAAAUUAAUAGAAGUUAAAAACCGUAGGCUUCUUUAAAAAGAUAAGUCUUUAAAUGUCUUUUAAAAAUAGCAAUUGAUGGAGAUUUACAAAUGCUAAGAGGCAAGUUAUGCUAUUGCCUUGGCGCAGCAAUGCUGAAUGCCCAAUCUCCAUAAGUCUUUAGUUUAGCCAGUGACACAGUAAGCAGUUCUUGCCCACUGGAGCGCAAGGACCGAGAGCACCUAUGAUGGCUCAGGAGACUAGAAAUAUAAGAGAGUGCUUUGCCAUUGAUUGCUUUAUAGACUAAUAACAGGAGCUUAAAAAAAAUAUGUGAAUGUACAGGGAGCCAGUGUAGCUUGAACAUUAUUGGGGUAAUCGAAUCAUACUUCCUUGUCAAUGUGACAAUGCGAGCUGCCGUAUUCUGAACACGCUGUAAUCUACAAACUAAGUAUUUUGGAAUACCAUAGAAGUGAGUUACAGUAGUCAAGCUCAGAACUACAUGUACAAUAAAAGCAUGGAUGAGAAUUUGAGCAGAUUCCUGGGUGAGAUAUUUGUGAAUAUUUGAUAUAUUCCUGAGAUGAUAAUUUGCCUCACCACAUAAUUAUCUUUUUUACAUGUUGUUCCAUGUAAAAGCAAUUAUCCAUGAUGACUCCUAGGUUAUGUACAGACAACUUAGGAGCAGUGAACUCAUCUCCAAGCCCAAAAUAGAUAAAUAGUAUCUAUAUAUGGCUGGCAAGAAUCUGGCCAUCCCCAUCUGAAUUUUCUGGAUCCAUCCCUGAAUGCACUGAUAUGGUGCUUGGCUUGUUGUCUACAGAUUCCACCAAUAAGCAGUGGGCAUCAUGUGACCAGAAAGCGCAACAGAGCACGAGAGGUCCGUAUGAUCAUACUGGCGUGCAUGAUAUUUGCAACUGCUAUAACAGCAGCUCUGAUCAUUGAUAUCUACACCGGAAGUCAUCAUACAGGUAUCAAACAAUGGCUAACCCUUUUAUUCUUAAGCCAAAAGUAAAGCUGAGUUAUCUCACUGUAAUAAUUAUUACUUUGAAUGCAUGGUCAAGCUUUCAUGUGCGGUCAUGAAUUCAAGUUAAGUCUUAAAAGUGCCCAGUACUUUCUUACUGAUAUUGUUUUGAAAGUUUCCUUGUUUGAUUGGAGCAUUUUGAUGCCAUUUGUAUGGUCUCUAAGAGAAUAGGCAAUGGAAUUAUUUAUUGCUCUGUUUAAUUGUCGUAUGCCAAAUCUUGGGUUUUUAUUGUUUGUUUUUUUUUUUAGGUUUUUAUUGGUUAGUGUUUAUGGUGUCUCUAAAUUUUAAGUGAGAUAUUAUUAGUCUUUUUUGAAUGAAGUGUUAUUUAUACUCUGUUUUCUUAAAAAUUCAACUCUUUUACCUCUUCCUUGUCACCAAAUUGCAAUAAAAUUAUUCGAGUGGCCAUUUUGAUUACUUACUUAUGUGAUUUUUCACAAAAUUUCCUUAUUUUCUGGUGACCAAAUUUUCUCCUGUCUUGCAAUCAUUCUUUGAUUUUAAGUCAGCAAUCAGGUCUACUAUUUUAUUUUCUCUAUAGGUCAUGCAGCUGUUGUAUCAGAUGUAAAAGAAUGUGCUGAUGUUGGGUUGGACUUGAUCAAGAAAGGUGGCUCAGCAGUUGAUGCCGCUAUUGGGAGUAUGUUAUGUGUUGGUGUCAUGAACCCAGAGAGCUCAGGAUUGGGAGGGUAUGUUUUUGCCUUACUUUGAAACCUUCGGGACAUUUGGAUUCAUGAGAAUCAAUCAGAACAUAAAACUUGCAUGUUGCUGAUAUUGGGACUCAGGUCCCACUGUUUAAAUACACAAAAAACAUGUAAAUGCAGUGACUAACAUGCGCGACAUCCAUUACAAAAGAUACAGACGCAUAUACUUGCUACUCACUCUUGCUGUUGCCUGCUCACAAUGUCCAUCCAACUUGUGUUUAGCACGAUUUUAAUAUGCAAUGAAAGGUAGUGCUCAGUUAACUUUUCUAUGUACAAUGGAACUCCGUUAAUACGGUUGCCAAUGGGCCAAAACAUUUGGCCGUAUUAACGGGUGACCGUAUUAACAAGUGUUUUUUACAAGAAAAUGUACGGCCGUUUUGUUGGAUGGCCAAAAAAGUGGCUGUAAUGUGGGGUUUCACUGUAUAGUAUUUAAUCAUGAUAAACAAGUAUAUCAUACAUGAAAUUUAGAAAAAAGAAAGUGGACCACAUUGCCAAUUAAUUGAUGUAUGCACAUCCCUAACUAGCAUAAAUUAAUUGAGGGUUCUUGUCGUGUACAUAUCUGAGCAUUAUAAAAAGCCUGAUACUCAAAAAAAAAAUCAUACUGUACACUGGCAAAAGUAAAAAAUCUUGGUGUAUAGGGUGAUGAACGUGUGAACACAGGCUACCCAACAUAAGUGUGCUAUCUGCAUGGUGAUGUCUGUGUUGUUUUUUAUUUGAAUACAUCCAGCGUGACCUUCUUAUUUGACUACCAUUAGAAGAUAAUGACAAUCAAUUGAUGUGACACUGUGUAUACUCACAUAGUUUGAUUAUAUUUUCUGUCAGUGUGUAACUACAAUAUUGUCUAAAUAUUGUAACUGCAUUAAUUUAUCACUCGCAGUGGUGGUUUUAUGCUGAUUGUAGUUCCUGAACAAAACAGAGAAGUAGCAACAGUGGUUGAUUUCAGAGAGGUUGCACCAAUGGCUGCUUCUAAGAACAUGUUUCAUGGAAAUAAGUCUCUUGCUAGUUGGGUAAGAAAAAAAUGGUUAAUGUUAUUUGUUGGCAUCAACUAUAUUCACGAUUACCUUUAAAGGAGCUUAGAACCAUAAUUAUUAUAAAGCCAAAGGUAACAAAACUACCGGUAAGCCUCUCUUUUAAAAGCAGGCACCACACACUGUACUCUCUGUAGGUUCAGCUAGUGCUUCUCCAUGAGUGUCUUGGGUUUGAAAAAGUUGUCAUCAUAAGUCAUUAGAGCUAUUUUUACUCCAAAACAAGGGAGGCUGUAUCAAUGAAAUUGAAAAAAUAUUUUGUUGUUGUAGUUGUAAAAAGAAGUACCAUUAAACCUUCUUUGUGUGCUUCAUUCUUAUUUUGAUAUAAUUCUAGGGUGGCUUAGCAGUGGCUGUGCCUGGAGAAAUUAGAGGAUAUGAAGCAGCACACAAGAAGUAUGGCAAGUAAGUUGAGAAUCACUCUCAAAGCUGGGGUCACAAGAAGGCAACUUCUGGCAGUGCUAAAAGAGUGUCUGUUAGGCCAGGACUGCAAUACUGCACCAAUGUAUUGGUGACAAGAUUUCUUCCUAUGAUGAUAAUCAAUAUUUCCACGAGAUAUCGAGAUAUUUUGAUCAUGAUACAUCAACAAAUUUACGAAAUCAUAGCUGCCUUUAAUGUACUUUUCUCCAAGCUGUAUGUCCUAUCCCCAAUAUUGAUUGCACAUUUUCUCAGAAACAUGUAGCAUCAUUGAUAACGUUUUGCUGAUUGAUGAUUAUGGUUAAUUUUAUGCUCAGUAGUAAAUUAUUAGUUAAAGGUGUAAUAAUUCUUGACGGCUAUUAUAUACCUCUCAAAGACCUGGUAGAUGCUUUUUCUACUGAGAGGCUUAAAUGGAGAGUAAGGCCUUUAUAUUGUGACAUACAUGAUACCUCUUGCAAUUGCUGCUAGGACCAGCCAUGUCAAGAACACACUCUAUGGUAAUGAAUAAUAAUGAUAAUCAUCAUCAUCAUCAUAAUAAUAAUGAUAAUAAUAAUAAUAAUGGAAUUUAUAUAGCGCUUAUACAUCGCUGUUCUAAGCGCAUCAUCAUCAUCAUCAUAUUAUAAACUUAGAUUAUAGUCUCAACAUUGGAAAUUUUAAGCUCUCCAGUGAAUGAGAAAGAUUUUCAUGUCAUGAUAAACAAAAGUUUUAUAUACAUGAUUGUAUUACAUGUGUACAUGUAGGUUAAAGUGGUCAGAUGUGAUCAAGCCUGCUAUUAAGAUUGCAAAAGAAGGAUUUAGAGUCACUGAACAUACAGGUGAGGCUGAAAAUCUUUGUCCAAUAACAGACAACCACAAGGUUCAGUAGUGUUGAGCUUUUUUGUACCAUUAUUUUUGUCAUGGAUCUUUUCUUUUAAGUAACACCUGCCAUGAUUAUGAUUUGAAUGCUUAAUAAUAGAGAUUUUAUAGUACCUCCGUGAAAGUCUAUAUGGGCUUCAUUCGCUGACAUUAUAACCAAAUUUUCUUGCAUUGAUAGGUUUCCAAUUUCUAUUGUAAUGGAGGGUCUGCUAUUAGAAUGGUUUAAACUGUCUCCUAUCUUAGCUUGCUUGCUCUGACACAUUGAAUAGUUUUUCAAACCUCUCCUUACAUGGACUCUAUUCCUGAAAACUCUCAAAUCCAGAGAGAAAAAAUUGGAAAAGAUAGAAACAGAAGGAAGUGUCUGUGAUAAUUAAGGGUGAGAUAGAUGAAGGCUGGUGGAAUUAAUGCUAAAUGAAUGAAACUGUUGACUUUGCAGAGAGAAGUCUAACAACACUAAAAAUAGAAGAUGUAGCUAGCACACAGCUGGGAAAACUUGUUGCACCACAGGGUGUUUUUUUAAAGGUAAUGUUGUAUUGGUAUACACUAAAAUAAUUAUAUCUUUCUCGGCACCGCAUGCAUUUCUGAACAUAAGUGGAAUAAUUAGGGCUAGGACACAAAGGAAAUUGAGAAUCAACCUAGGUUAAAUAAUUUUAACCUGAAUUUACAUGUACUUUCGAUCCAUAACAUAUAAAAUUAAUUAUAAAUAAUUUGCCUUAUUUAUAUCAAUUUAAAAAGCACGUGAUAAGGUGGUAACUUUAUAAUACAACGAGAUCUAUGUUUUUGGACAUUGAAGGGGUGUGUUUUAAAAAUGACCAUUCUACGAAGAAUGGGUGUCUGCUAUGGAUACAAAAAUACAAGUUAAUGCUUUUUUUAAGUGCAAGAUAAUGCUUUUAUAACCAUUGCUUAGUCCAGGAGAUGUUUUAUUGGUGUUCCAGCUUUUUUUUUUUAAUAUUCUCUUAGGAUGAGUUCCUAUCAUCUGGCCAUUUAAUUCUAUUGAAACCUGUCGAGCACUACUUUAACUAUUUCCUGUUGGUUUUUUAGAAUUUUUUUCAUAAGAUGGGCUUUUUAAGCUUUUAUUAUUGCUAUUUUCAUAUAUGUGGCACCCCUGGGCAUAAAAGGGACGUUAAUCAAAUGUUGAUCACAAAAGUACCACUUGAAAGUACACUCAUGCACAUUAAAAUGUACAUCAUGAUUAUUGAGUCAUUUUGUUUUUGUUGUGAUUUAUUAUUAUUCCUUUUCACAAGUCUUCCCACGAGCUCAAAUAAUAUGAAGUUCAACCCCAACUGUUUCUCCUUAAAAUUUUUAGCAAGGGGAUAAAAUGAGCAAUCCUGCUCUGGCAAAAACACUACAACAAAUAGCAGAUAAAGGUGCUGAUGCAUUGUACAGUGGACGUAUAGCAGACAGUAUAGAAGCUGCAGUAAGUAGUUUCAAAUAAUAUGGUGCAGUCACGUUUAAAGUAAAAAAAGCACCCUGUGCUUUCUUAAAAUCCAUGCAGUCAGUCUCUUUUCCGUCAGGAAUUUCUCUUGAAUUAAUUCCUCUUGGUUAAAAAAAAGCUCACAUAAAACAAACAGGUAAAAGAAGGAUUGGUACGAAGAGACAAGGAAGGGAUUCAUAAGAGGAAAAAGCUCUUAAUGAUUUGUCAAUAGCUGUGAAUAGACCAAUCAGCUUGUUGGUCCAUGGGCUGGCCUCCAUAGCCAUCUUCUCUGUUCUUUUUAGUUGAACUAGAGAAGCAGGGCAAAAAAAUAGGGGUGUAAAGGAGCAGAGCAAAUGAAAAGCAGGGUGAGGGGUGGGGAAGAAAAUGAACCCCAUUUUUCUUUUUCUGUCCUUUCCUGCACUCCUUAUCUUUUUGCUCUUUUACACCCCAUGCUCUCAAGCAUCUCCUACAUGUACACCUCUCCAGCUUGGCUAAAAUGAUAUGGAAAUGACUGCUUUCCAGAUUAUUCGUGGAUUGAGGGAGAUUUUGUCUGUUUCUUCUUUCCAUAAGAUCGUCAAGAUGUUGCACUUUGCGGAAUGGUUGACCAUCUUGGUUUCAAAUGUUCCGCUUCUAGUCGGGGGAUGAGUGUCAAAUUGACACCAGCCCCCUCGGUGCAUAUGAACCCAAGAUGGCUGCCCAUACCGGUAAGUGCUCGACCCUGACCUUCUUGUGAAAACAAAAUAGGGGUCUGUGAACAGUCUAAUUAAUUCAGAGACUCCAGUCAGUCUUUUGUCUCAUCGCAGUUGCUUUUCAAGUAUCGCCUUGUUAUGAUAGCUUUGAAGGGAUGAUUAACAUCCGAUUUUGCUUAUAGAGAGAGAUUUUUUGACACGUCUUUUCUUUUGUGGUGUAAGUGCUGGCUUACAAUAGUCUGAAUAUCAACAUAUUAAUUUUCUUUUUUCUACCCAUUUUUCUUGAAUUCUCUGACAAAUGAUAUUUGCAUACAUGAAGGCCUCUUUCCAUUCUCAAAAUCAUAUUUAGUAUAAAAAGAGUUUAAACAUUGUAAAUAGAAAAAAAAUGUAUAAAGUCUACAGGUUACUUUCAGAGUUCGAACUCAUGAACAAUGAACAUUUUAGCAUUCGUUAAUUUGCAUUUUCAACUUGCUUAGGUCAAAUCUGCAAAUGGAAUACUCACAAAAGAAGAUCUAAAAGAAUACAAACCAAUUUUAAAGGAUGCCAUUAAUGCUUCUUUCUUAGGUAAGUGUUGAAUGCAUUUGGUUAACUGAGUACGUUUAACUGGUUUUUUGAGAAGCUACAUGUAUCUAUUCACCCAGAUAAACCAAAGUGCGUGCCCAAGACAAAUAAAUCGUGUCAGGUUUGAACUGGUUCAGUUUGGGGUAAAAAUAGGCGAUGUCUUUUCUAAUUCUUUUGCUGGGAAAAAGAGGAGAUGCAUCUUUUUUCUACGGUAUUAUUUGGGUUGUUCAGUGUUUUUGAACAACUGCCAUCUUGUAAGGCCAAAUGUGGUGGCAUGCUUGGAUAUUACUUGUGACGAAACUAGUCGUUUCAAUACAAGUCGUUUCGAUUCGAACCCAAGAAGUUCAAUUGCACAAAAAAUUUGACCACUUCAAGUUAAGUUUAGGCGUUAACAAGAAAAACAUUUGCCGUGAAUGUUCUUUGUUCUUUACGCCAAGUAUUUGAAACUAUUUACAUCUGGACUGAAUAAAAACUUUUAUCGAAACGAUCGGCAACCGCUUGUGAACAGGCUCUCCGUUGGGGAAAGAAGGAUAUUUAUCGCGGGGAGAUGGGAAGAGGGGAAGUGGGGGAAUGGCCGGGGCCACCCUUUCCCCUUCAGUCCCUAUUACCUAACUAUAGCCUUUCUCCCUUUUCCCCAACUAAGGAGCCUGGUGCCAGGCUAGCUCGGAGAUAACCAGUGCCUAACUUCUCUUACAAAGCUGGUUCAAUUAAAAGACAUGGUGUUUUUAUUAUCAUGGCAUCGUUUUUGUUGUUUUUAGGUUAUCAGGUGAUUACUACUCCUCUUCCAUCCGGUGGACCCGUAUUGGUAUCGAUGCUGAAUAUACUGGAAGGAUUUAACUUUACUCGAGGAGAUCAAGACAAGAACCUUACCUAUCACUAUAUUGUAGAGGCCAUAAAGUUUGCGUUUGCCGAAAGAUCAUUGCUUGAGGACAGCAAGAACGCUACUAACAUUACCAAGAGAAUAUUAAGGUAAAGGUUACUACCACAAGAAUGGCUAAGUACUGCGCUUUUUCAACUAAGGUUUGCGUUCUUCCCUGGCGUCAAUCAUCUUAGGAAAAUUACGUUUACUUCAACGAAAUUAAAAGGUCGUGGUUAGAGGUUUGUGAUUGGUAGGAGUAUUAAAUGGUAAAUUCGAGACUGCAGGACCCUAGUUUUAAAAUUUCGAGCCCGAGACGGAAGCCCACCAAUAUAUUGCCUUGUUUUACUUUCUUAAUAUACUAACUCAGUUCGAUAAUCUGUAUCGGCAUGAACUCUCGUGAACUCUCAAAAAUUCGACUCCUGAAGACCAAACGGAAAGAAAAAAUGACAAAUCCAAGACUCCGAAACCCGUCGGCAAAAAAUACUGAAAAAAAAAUUCGAGACUCCGAGACGCAAAAAUCACCCGAACACGGGACUUCGAGAUCCAUCAAAAACUUUUCCGAGGUUUCGAGAUUGGGCCAAAAUUGAGACGCACGUUUUUCCGCCGUGUUCUUAAUGCCAGUUGGCGAGAUCGAGUUACCAUCGCCGAACUGUACGGCGACCUUCCAACUUUGUCAGACAGGAUCGGAUUCAGAAGGCUUAGCCUUACUGGCCAUUGCAACCGUCCCCGCGAAUUUCCAGCAAGCCAGCUUGUCCUGUGGCGGCCAACACACGGACACCUAGGACGCGGCCGCCCAGUGUCUUCAUUUAUAGACACUCUGAUGAGGGACGCUCGGGUGGCAUCCACCAGCGAACUCUCAGCCUGCAUGGACAAUAGAGCGGACUGGGCAGCCAGUUGUAUACCCCUAUUGGUGGAUUUCGAUCUGUUUUGUGUUUCUGUUUCAAGACUCGUUAGUUGUGAUCGUAAUUAUGAUUGACACCAGCAAACAAGGCAAUUGCAAGCUGGCUUUUUAAUUUCAAAGUUCGCUUGUUAUUGACUCGAGAGCUGUUCAAAUUUUUACCCAAAUUUUUAGAAGAGAUGACUGUCGGGUUUAUUAUCGCAGAUGACGCUACAUGUAAAUGUCUUCAUGAAUGCAGAAUGGCGUGAAUUGAGCGGAGCCUUAUACCUACAAAGCAAGAAAGAAUAAAAAGUCCACUGACUUGAAGGUUUUGGCGUUUUAUGUACUUGCUUCGAUUUAAACUUGCUGUAAAGUUUAUAAAAUGAAAUCCUAAGUAGGUAGGUGAGUGGGUGGGAGAGAGUAGGACUGUGACUGACGUUUGGACAACCUAUGCGGAAGUCAUCUUUAGGUUCAAAAUGAGUUACUGCUCGUCAUUCUCAACAACUGUCCUAUUCAGGAUAGCCUGCCUCAGGCGUUCCCCCUUCCCCUUCCCCUUUUAACACCUGCCACGCAGGCUAUAUUCAGGACUUCAUUUUACGCGGACUAUCAUAUACCACCCAUUUAUGACAUGGUUUAAACCAUUUAUGAUAAGUGCCAUCUUACAAGCACUUAUGUUCAUUGCCCGUGUUUUGGUUGUUUAGCUGUAAGUUUUAACUCUUCUUUUUCAGCAAAGAGUACGCAAAGUUGCUCCGAUCAAAAAUUUCUGCCAAUAGAACGUAUGGAGAAUCUCAUUAUGGACUUGAUGUUGAUCAAUCCUUACCACAUGGUACAGCGCAUGUGUCAGUUAUAGGCCCUGAUGGGGACAUCGUAAGUCUCACCAGGUGAGGGUGAAUUAGAGUUUAAGCGUCGCACUGUCAGUCCGGGUACAACCCCCCCGUGGGGGGGACUCCCGUAUAAAAGUGACGGGGAUGCUGGUCGUCUCUCUUAGGGGUGUAAAUUGUAGAUUUUGGUCUCAUUUUGGGUGUGUGGAACGGAAAGUCACUAUAUUUGCCAAUUCAGGUAUCGCUUAGGGCUGUGCAAACAGAAAUUUGCAAGACAUGUCGUGGUGCCUGUUUUAGUAUGGUCUGUUUUAGGGGUCAGUUUAAGCUUGAGCCACACCCACAUCGGUCACCCUAAGGGGUUUAAUUCGAAUUUUCCGACGAGCAGCCCCGUCACUUUUAUAUAGGAGUCCCCCUGAGUUACAAACCUUAACAUGGAGUCGUUUUCUUAGUCAGUAAACUUGUCUUGACAGUGUCUCUCCUGUCAUGUAUGUAUGUACGCCCAAACCGAACCAAGUCAAGUGUACUCCCUCCCACCAUUGAUUAUUUGAAAAUUUAAUCUGUUGAACUUUGCAGUUUCCGAUAAGAGGUUCAUUUCUACAUACCUGAUACUAGUACAUGUAUUAGCAACAACAAAACGGCUUAAAUAUUCAAAUAUUCAAUUCAUCAAUCCAAUCUUUUAAUAGGGGUGCGUUUUACCUGGUUUGAUUGCAAAUGUGUACCCGUCGGAAUGUUUGAUACCAACUUGAAUAUCGUGAAUGCGCGCAUUUACAUGCAUGUGUGAUGCCUAAUAGAGGAAAAGGACGUCUUUCAAUACGUUUUCAGUUACUUACUGCUCUUGAAGAUAAACUUGAUAGAUGUGAACCUUUUCACGCGUUGUUGAUAACAAGCGCUUGUUACGAAGAAAAAGCCUAUUUUGUUAAAUUAAACCCAGAUUUAGUUGUAGCGUAAGAGUUAACAGUGAAUGUGAACAACAAAUUAGUAGAGUGAUCACCACGGUUGCCGGUCGUUUCGAUAGAAGUUUAUUCAGUCGAGUUUUAAGUAGUUUUACGUAUUUGGCUUAAAGAACGAAGAAUAUUCACCCAAAAUGGUUUUCUUGUUCUCGCGCAAAAACUUGAAGGGAUCGAAAUUUUGUGCAAUUUCACUGCUUGAGUUCGCAUCGAAACGACCUCCGGGAAAAACAUGCUUAUCUGUUUUCCUGUCGCAUAUUUUUGUCUAGUACAAUCAAUGGCUAUUUUGGUUCUGGCAUUAUGACAGACAGUGGAAUCAUCCUAAACAAUCAAAUGGCAGAUUUUUCCAUACCUGGUGUACAGAAUGUACAAGGCGCUGGACCACCCACGGUAAGAAACCUGUCACUGGCUCGAGUUGCUUCUUGAAACGUUGUCGGCGUUGUUUUGGCACGUUAUGCAGUCUUCCCGUUUGAGGAGGAUUGCGUGACGAAACAAAUGCUUAUAAUUUUAAUGUUUUCGUUUUGCAUAGUGUACAUUUUUGAGUGUUUGUUUAUUGUCUGUUGUAGGCUAAUUUUGUGGUUCCUGGCAGACGUCCUCUGUCUUCAGUGGUACCAACUGCAGUUCUUCAUGAAGAGGUACAGUUUUGAUAAGUUAUGGUUGGCCUGAAAUCGGGUAUGGUUCUCAAGGGAUCCAUGAGGGCGUAUAAACGUAUUUGACUCACACGUACAGUGAGUGUCAAAUGGUACUAAAUAAUAAAAAUUGCGUUAACAAUAUGUUGACUUCUCUUGGACAAGGUAAUGGGUUGGUAAAUCGAGUAGAAAUUUCAGAAGACAUGUCUGAAAACGGUAAAGUUUAUGGAAGUAAAUUUUAGAGGUCAGGAUUGAAAACGCCUGUUGAAAAAGGCACGUUUAAGUCUAAGAAAGAGUGAGGAUUUAGGGCGACAGAACCGGGCGGCACACCCCACCAAGAAUUCUGAAGUGUACCCCUCCGAGCUUCAAGCGCCUGCUGCGCACGUUUAUACUGUUGAUGGAUUCACGGGAAACGCUUUUCCUGAAAUGCUCUAUUUUCAACAGGUUUUGAUGUUCAAGUGAGCACAGCGUCGCCCACAUAGCAAGACAUGCUCAGAAUUUCUAAUUCCCAUUCUGCUCUGUGUUUUAUGUUUCUUCAGAAGCGAUGUUGGCACCGAAUGUCCGUAGGCUGCUCCGGAGGUUUGCAGAUUCCGUCGGCUGUAGCGCAGGUUUUAAUCAAUAAACUUGCGUUUGAAGACUCAUUGAGUCAAUCCAUUGAAAGAGCUAGAGUGUAUUACGGAGUAGACACUGGUCUGACAGAAAUUGAAGGUAUGCUGUCGGUACUUUCAUUAUCACCCUCCUACUCUGCGCACGUUUCGUAGAUAACUAGUUUGAUUUUUGCUAAUUUAAUUUUCCGCAAGAUAAAUAAAUGACUUCUUAGUUAGUCUUUUCCUUUAUUUUUCUUGAUUCUUUUUUACUAAAAGUCUUAUCCUUGGCUUCUCAGUGGUAUGCCCCCCCCCCCNAAUGAGAGAGGUUGUAUUGCAAUUUGCAAGCUAUUUUGGUAUAUUUGAGGCUUUGUUAAUCGCCAGAUAUGAUUUAGUCACAGCUUAGUGACUAUACAACGUGGGCGGAUAAUAUAUAUAAAAAACAAUUUUUAUUCUCGGGUAAUAAGUACAGGGAUGUAUACGAAACAUCUGCCCUUCAAAUUGAAACAUUGAUUAUCACGUAAUUUAUUGGCGUUCGGUAGAAUUGCUAGAAGCACCAUAGGCCAGCAUCAGUCGCAUUCCCUGGCACACAAACUUAUGAGAAGUGGAGCACAAUACUGGCCUGACGGUUCCCUCUUGUUCUCUACUAGCACUAGUGUUCUUCUUAUUACGCCCUAUUCGAACUGAAUUGCUUGCUUUGCUUGCUUGCUUGCUUAUUUCGAGCGAACUCGAACUCCAUUAACUAGCUUCAUCCAUUCCUUCCGGUUUUCCAUGAUGUUCUUCAGUUCAGCAAUGCUCAAACCAGUAUCAUUUUGCAGCUGGUCUACGUAUGUUAAUGCUGGUCUUCCUCUCUUUCUUGCGCCGUGCUUUGGUUCCCAGAGUAGUAAAUCACUUAUCACCUCAUCCUUUUUUCUCCAAAAAAGCCACUACACCACACUAACCAUCCACUAUCCACUAGACCACUGAGGAUUUGUUAAAAAAAAACCGUUCCCGACAGGAUUCGAACCUGUAAGCCUCGAGUCCCACCUGGCUGGCUGGACUCAUCGGCCGAAAGCGAGAACAAUUAGAACAAUUAGAUUGAAUUAGAAACUGAAAAUCUUGCUCAAUGUAUUGUGAAAUCAAAUGAUAGGGGAAAAACAUUACCAAGAUAAAAUCACUUGUGCUUUUCACUUUUUCUCUCCGCUACUGCUGUAUAAAGACCACUGAGGAAAGGCUAGUGCGUAUAUUGACUUUCGGGUUUCACGAAGCUAACACUGUAUUACUAUUUUGCAGGUAAUAGGUUUAAAGACUCAAAACUUAAAGCCAGUAUUGUGCAGAGUUUGCGUGAAAAGGGACAUAAUGUCACGGAUAAUAAAGCUUCGGUAACAGAUGUGAAUGGUGUAUCUUAUUUUCAAGAAAAGAUCUCAGCUCAUGCGGACAGUAGAAGAGGCGGAGCACAAGGCAGUGCUCAGUUUUGACUGCUUCAUUGAGUUUUGAGUCGGUAUUUACGUGGCUAUUUUUUCUUUGUCCCUUCCCGUAAGUCCCCGCGCACCUCAACCUAACCCCAUUCUUCUCUCAUGCACAAAACACGUAAGUAGCGACUGGUUACGAUUCUGAAAGAUAGUGGCAAACCACCGCACGGGUAGUGGAAAGACUGUGCUGCCGUUUACGAUUAUUUGAAAUAAUAAUGCAAUAGUCCAUUUUCGAGUUCGCUAUGACCGCUGAAUUAAAGAAGUGAAGACGCAUUUUUUACAGCCUUAGCCUCAAUCUGAAGUAUUAUAUUCACAAAUUCCAACGAGAAAAAGACCUGUUUAUUACUCAGACUAUUGUGUAUAUUCAAAUUUCAAACACUUACUUGCCAGAAUUUGUGAAUAUUUUACUUUACGUCGAGGCUAACCCUGUAUGAAUGUGUCGUUAAUGUUAAUAUUCAGCGGUAAUUUUUAAUUCGAAACUGGACUAUUCAAAUAUUUAAUGUGUGGGAUAGAGAUCUUCAACUGUUACUCCUUAAGUUGUGUACAUAACUGCGAUAAUUAUGUUGCUUCCUUUUGAACAUUUUAAUUUAAAUUAUUUGCAGUUCUUGUGUAUCCUGCACAGAUAUAUUACGAAUAUGAAACAUGACUAGGAGGGCUUACCAUUUGUAUGGAAAACCCGGAAAUUCUGGGGAGAAUUCAAAUGGGACGGUUCAUCCCCGUGGAAAUUUAUUUUUAGGUAUUACCUUUUUACCGAAACGACCGAAAUAUUCUGUACCAUUUGUGUGGAUUUCUAGUGCCAGGCUUCAUGUCGAGAGAAAGCGAAAAAUUUGCCCUUAUUUUGUAAAUGGUACAACAUCAAUGCCGUUCCUAUUUUCGGUGCCAAAAACAAUACAGGUACCAUUUGACGGAAACUUUUCACCGAAAUCUCCGUACAAAUGGUAAGCGCUCUAGUACUACACGUAGUCUGAGCGAGUUCGUCUCAGGUACGUCACUAGGGAGCUUAAGCAACUACGACGGCGAUGGCAGCGAAGACGGCAAAAAAGCAAUAGGGUUAGACUGGCAAAACAACAACCCUGCACGUGCAUCACGCUUUUUUGUACAUUUCUUUGCCAUCAAUGCACGUCUACAACGUAAACUUCCUAAUUUCAUGUUUUGUGGAGGACGGGAACACAAGACAACGAUUUUCUUUUUCUUUUGUGAAGCUAGAUAUAGUCCUUUACCAUCCUACGACAAAGUGGAAGAGUUGGAAUAAGCGAUGAAGUUUAAAACAGCGCGAAUUCUUUUUUUGGGUGACGUUUUCGCUGCCGUUGCCGUCGUCGUUGUUUAAGGUCCCCGUACAGGGACUAGCUAGGCAAUAAUUCAAUU